AUGUCAAAAAUAUCAAAUAAAAUGAAAGCUUAUGGGGGAAUAGUAUUCUUUUUUUUAUUUAUUUUUUUCAAUAAAGUUAGUUGUCAAUUGGUUAGAGAUUCAAUACCGAACCAAUUGGAUAUAGAGAGUUUCUCACAACAACAAAGUUAUUUAUUUUAUCAAGAUACAUCAAAUUCAACAAAAUGCUCUUAUACUUUAAGGUUUAUUGUAAAAGAUAACGAUAGUGGUACAUUAAGUUUAAAAAAACUUUUUUCAACAGAUAGCCCAAAUAUUUUAUACUCGACAAAAACUUCGACAUCAACGGUUUUAGUUGUUGAAUUUAGUGGAAUAAUUCCUAUUGGUUCCCACACUUCAAAUUUAACGGCAAUGUCAUUAUAUCCACCAAUUCGAAUUGUCCAAUCUGAUUAUAGUUUAACUUUAACUUGUUCAUUGGUUGAUUCGUCAACAUUAACAAUAACAAUUGAUGAUGUGAUAAAUUAUGAUACAAAUAUGGCAUUUUAUUCAUCAAUUAGAAUUCAUGGUAUGGAUUAUCAUAGAUUUAAUUCAUUGGAUUCUUUAGGUUCAGAUAUUUUUUUCCCAUUCGCCAGAACUAAUAUAUUUGGAUAUAAUUGGGAUCCUUUAAUAUUUGAAAAUCAAAGAAAUUCAAUUUUUACAAUUUCAAUUGUAGUUUCAGGUGUAAUAAUAAAUUUAAAAACAAAAUCUUUUUAUUUUAAUGUUCCAUAUCCAACAGCUCAAAUUUAUUAUUUUUUUCCACAAAACAUUAUAUCUACCCCUUUUAAUGAAUUCGGAUUUCAUUAUUCCCCAGUGCUUUCUACCACUAGUAACACACAAACAGCAAAACCAUAUCAACUAUUAUUAUCACCUAAUAAAUUAUAUACUUUUUCAAAACCAAUUUCUGGUAAAAAAGGUAGAAUGUCUUUUAUUGCAGCUUUUCAGAAUUCAUAUGGGUUAAAUAACUUUUCACUUAUCAGUCCACUUGAAGAUCAGCCAAGAAUAUCAUUACCUCUGAAUAUAAAAGAAUUUUAUAAUGGUUCAUAUGGAAAUCCUCAACUUAUUUUGUCGUUAUAUGGUUUUGGUUCUAUAAAUAUACCAACUUUGAUACCAUUAUUUCAAGUGACAUUUACUGGUAGUUAUUAUAGAUUUUUUGAUAAUCAAUACAAGGUUGGAGUUGAUAAACUUGAUGCUGGUUGGCCAUUUGGGUAUAUUAGUGGUAAUCAAACAACCUAUGUUCACUCUGUUGACUUUUUAAGACCAAUAAACUAUUCAGCACUAUCUAUCAUAUAUAGAUUUGGAAGUACUUUACCAAAUGAAUUUUUUUAUCAAUCUGUUGUAACCAACCUUGUAACGGAAACAACCCAACCAAUUUUGGUCAGUUAUAGCUUCAAACGUUUAAAAGGAAAGAAUUCAAAUUAUUUAUUCACAGCAAAUAUAAUUUCAAAGAAUGGAGUAAAGAGAAUUAUAUUUGAUGAUAUUGAUUAUGGUUUAAAAACAUUAGUUUCAGGUUCAAAUAAAAAUGGUGUUUAUGAAAUUAUAUAUACACCAUCACAAAAUUCAUUCUCUGGGAUAAUUUCUUUUUUAUGUUAUGACAUUUAUGAAAAUAAUUUCUACUAUUUCCAAGACCAAAUUGUUUCUUAUGAACCAUUUUUAGUUUUUAAAGUUCCUGAUUGUCUUUCAAAUUGUAGUUAUUUUUAUUUAAAAUUUAAAAAUAUAAGCGUGGAUAGUUUUGAUAACAUCAGUUUCGCAAAGAAUAAUUUAAAUUUAUUAAAUUCAGCAGGUUAUAAUACAAUGUAUUUAAAUUCGAGUAAAAUUGAUCCUGAUUCACAACUAGUACUAAUUUUGAUGGAUCCAAUUUCAAAAUCAUAUCAAAGUGCUCAAGGUAAUAUUCUUUAUGGUUCAUUUCCAAUUGUUUAUGAUUCAAAUUUAAAAUUAUUUACAUGUGAUUUCAUUGUACCAAAAAAUAAUUUAUUUGGUGAAGUUUCGUACUAUAUUAAAUUUACAAAUGGUGUUUUGACAAGUAAUGAAUUAGGACCAAAUACACCAAAAUUAUUAGUAAAUGAAACAUAUCUAGAUAAUCAAGGACCAAUUUUUAGUUUAUUAGUCCCGUUAAAUAAUGGAGUAAUGGUUGAUGAUAAUAGUAGGGAAUAUGGAUAUAUUUUUAAUAUUACAGAUGAUCUUAAUGGAUUUAGUAGCGGUAGUAUAACAGUAAAAGGUUCAAUAGAUAAUUCAAAAUAUGUAUUCAACUUUUCAUUAUCAGAUGCAAUGUAUGGUAAUAAAUUUGAAAGUCAAUAUCAAAUUUUAAUUCCAGUUUCAAAACAAUGUAUAUCACAAGUUUAUAUUAUCACCAAUGUAAUUUUAAGAGAUACAAAUAAUAUUACAUCAAUUUAUAAUAUUUAUAGUAAUAAUCCAGACCCAACCAUAACUCCAUUUUUAAAAUUUUAUGAUGAUGGUAUUGGAUCAACAUAUUUAAAUAUAAUUUGUAAUCCUCCUAUACCAAUUGAUGAAGAUUAUCAACAAUUAGUUUCUUUCAAACAUUCAAUUACAAACUCAAUUAUUGAUGUUGGUAAAUUAAAUAAUUCAAUUAGAUUUGACUUUUCAAUUGAUACACCUAGAACAGGUAUAAAAGAUAAUCAAUUACCAAUAGUUUAUAUAAUUAGUGAAAAAUUGGAUAAAGUCGAAUGCCUUUCAACUUUAGAACUAGUAGAUAAAAUAUAUGGAACUACAAAUUACACAUGUACAACUACAUUACCAAUUGGUUUUGGUUAUCCUGGUAUUUUGAUUUUUUCAAUUUAUGGUUUUAUAAAUAAUGCAGGUUAUUUUUUUGGUUAUCCAACAGAUACAAUUGCUAAAUUUUUUCCAUCAUCAUAUUAUGUCAAUAUAAACUACCUUGUUGAUGAAGAACCAAUUAUUACAUCGACUGAUAAUAUUUUUUCAACUGGUGGUAAUUUAUUAAUUUAUGGUAAAUCAUUAUCAAAUACAAAACAAGUAUCAAUUUAUUAUUCUGAAACCAAUGUACAAAGUACAAUAGUUCAAGAUGAAAUAUAUGGAUCAAGUGCAGUUUUAAUCAAUUCAAUUUCGGAAACAUCAAAACCAUUUAAAAUUCAAAUAAUUACAACUUCUGGUUUAAAAUCAAAUGAAUAUUGGGUAACUCCAAUUUAUUUUGAAACAACAACCCCAGUAAUUCCAACUAAUCCACCACAAAAAUGUAGUGGUAAUCCAGAAUGUGGCGGUAAAUCACAAGGUUACUGUUCACCAAAUGGUUGUAUUUGUUUUUCACCUUGGAUUGGUACAAGCUGUCAAUCAAAAGUUAUAGUUGUACCACCACCAAUUGUAAAUCCAAAUGAACCAUCAACUAAUAUUAUAACCAAUUCAAGCAAAAGUGAAACAUCAUCGUUAGUUGGUGUAAUUUCAAUUGUUUCAUUAAGAGAAUUAGAUCAUAACAAUAAAGUUAUUAAAAUUUUUAAAUUUGAAAAAUGGAAUCAAACAAAUUUAGAAAAGAAUAAAAAUAUCUAUUCAACAAGCAUUAAAUUUCAAGAUAAUAAUAGUAAUAACGAUUGUUUUAUAAAUGUUGAAACUGAAUGGUAUGAAACAUUAAGAAAUAUAACAUUUGCAAAUCAAUUAUUAGUAAUGAAUCCCUCAACAUUAAAAUAUAAUAUAAACAUUACAGCAUAUCCAUUCCAAUCGAAAUUAAAUACACUCCAAUUAGUAAUCAGAGCAAAACUAACUCAAAAUGAUUAUAAUGAUGAUAUAUGCUCAAAUCAAGAAUUUGGUAAAACAGUUGCAGAUAAUUCAGAUUUUAUUCAAUUAUCAGUAAAAGAUCAUUCGUUAUAUGGUAGAUUUGUUAAAAGAGGUAUCGUAGAUGGUAGAAUUACAUCAAUUGGUAAUGUUAAACUUAAUGAUUUAGAUGAUGAAUCAAAUUAUUAUACAUCAGAUUCAUUCGUUGGUAUUGUAAUUCCACAAUACACAAAUCUAAUUCAACUAGAUCCUGAUUUUGGUUUAUUGGUAGAUAGUUCACCAACUGAUUCAACAUGUAAAAAAAGUGCAUCACUUUCAAAAGAAGCAAAGAUUGGUAUAAUCGUAGGUUGUAUUGGUUUUGUAAUUGUUGUUGUAAUAGUUGUAACUUUAUGUGUAAAAUAUAAAUAUCAUAUUAGAAAUUUAAAAUCUGUUAUUAAAAUGAAUCAAAUCAAAGCGAAUAAAAAUUAA
Messenger RNA from Dictyostelium discoideum AX4, 4200 nucleotides. RefSeq names its product EGF-like domain-containing protein. Lineage: Eukaryota; Evosea; Eumycetozoa; Dictyosteliales; Dictyosteliaceae. The transcript has 7 exons. Bases 1 to 4200 code for a protein of 1399 amino acids. The record is from RefSeq and is a predicted model, not a curated record.